AUGGAGCAGUCGGAAGACCGUUCUGGAGAAACCUUAGCAUGCGAAAUUAAUGCUACGUUUUUGGCCAUGGAGUACUCAGGUGGAAUAACCCUGACCGACAGACCCAUAGCGAGACCUCAAGAUACGAUUUUGGCCGGAUUCUAUGGCCUCCCUAAGGUGCACAAAGAGGGCGCUCCCCUCCGACCCGUCAUGACGCUCAGGGGUACUCCAAAGUACGGACUGAAUAAGUGGCCGUUCUGGCGUCUCAAGUUCCUGACUGCUGAGUCGGACACCACGGUCUCUUCGUCUGCACAAGUCAUGGAGAAACGUAAAGGGGUAAACCUCCCUCCAAAUGGGGUCACUGUAUCUUUGGAUGUUACAUCCCUUUCUACGUCUAUUUCCCAGGACCUGGCAAUUAAGGCAAUCGGGCUGCUUUUACAAAGCAAAUACAAUGAACCGAAGAAUUGUCUUGGACACGUCCAAGUCCUUCAACUCCUGAAGUUCUGUCUCAGGACGUACUUCACGUUCGACGGGACAAUCUACAAACGGGGGAAAGGCGAUCCAAUGGGUCCGCCGAUUCCGGUACCCAUCGCCGAGGCGGUCCUGCAAUGGUUAGUGUCGUAGGUCUUCCAAAACUGCAGACCGAAGUUCUGGUUCCGGUAUAUGGAUGACAACUUCGUAGUUAUCGACCGGGAUCAAUUACAGACAUUUAAUGAACUUCUCAGCGCUGUCAUCCCAGACGUCCAGUUUACAAUGGAAGAGGAAGAAAACAACCAGCUGGUCUUUCUGGAUGUCCUCGUUUACCCCGAAGACUGCGAUGUCCUAAAGACCUAA
Molecule: messenger RNA, 813 nt
Organism: Spirometra erinaceieuropaei
Lineage: Eukaryota; Metazoa; Platyhelminthes; Cestoda; Diphyllobothriidea; Diphyllobothriidae
Source: the annotation of a GenBank genome assembly